GCGGUGAGGGAAUCGCUGCUUACCGUGGUUGGUCUUCGCUGGACGCGCGUCCUGUGUAGACUUCUCGUCCGUGCGUCUCUAGAGAAGAGGGCUUGCGAGGUUGCGACAGCCUGUAGGCUCGUGGCAGACAAAGCGGCGAGAGCCGCCGGGACCAGCCCUCCAAGGAAGAAGGAAGGUCAGUGCUGUUGAUUAUGAGACGAUCUGUAGCACCAAGUCAGUUGCAGGGGAAUCCCUUGAAGAAACCAAAAUUUAUACCACCAGGAAGAAGCAAUGCAAGUCCAAAUGAAGAGAUUACAAAGCUGAGUCCAGAUGUAAAAUUAUUUGAGGUUGCUGCAAAUAAGUCACAAAAUGAUUCCAGAACAUGUAGUUUAAGUCUUCUGCAUACUGAAGGGAAUGCUAGACAAAUUAAUCACAGGGAUAAUUACGGUGGAAAAUAUCGUUCUGAAGCAUCUGUGAUGCCAACACUAGAUCCACCUCAUACAGCUUAUUCAGCCCCAACAGAACUGACAGUGUCCAGUGCAAAAGAAGAGGAACCUGAUAACUUAGUUAAAUAUUUCAGUGUUGUUUGGUGUAAGGCUUCAAAGAAAAAACACAAAAAGUGGGAAGGUGAUGCUGUUCUUAUUGUAAAAGGCAGGUCGCUUACAUUAAAGGAUUUGGAAGGCAAAGACAUUGGAAAAGGCAUUGGAUAUAAAUUCAAAGAUCUUAAAAAGAUUGAUGAGGGUCAAACACUGAUGAUUGGUGGAAAAGAAAUAGAAGUCAUGGGUAUAAUCUCUCCAGAUGACUUCAACAGUGGCAAGUGUUUUCAGCUCGGAGGAGGAAGUCCUGCUGUCUCAAGUUCUUCUCAGCCUGCCAAGAAGUGUUUCUCUAACCCUUUCAAAAAUGUCUGUAAACCAAAUUCAAGGGAAAAUAUACAGAAUAAUUUCCAAAACUGCAAACCACGCUAUGACCCAUAUGCACCAAAUUCCCUUGUUAUGCCACGUCCAAACAAGAAUCAUCAGUGGAUGUUGAAUAAGAACUGUUGCCCUCUUGUGGAUGUAGUGAUAGAUCCUCACCUUGUAUGUCAUCUUCGACCACAUCAGAAAGGAGGAAUCAUAUUCCUUUAUGAAUGUGUGAUGGGAAUGAGAGUGGAUGGCAGAUGUGGAGCUAUUCUUGCUGAUGAAAUGGGUUUAGGGAAAACAUUGCAAUGUAUUUCACUCAUCUGGACUCUACAGUGUCAGGGACCCUAUGGAGGCAAACCAGUAAUAAAGAAGACACUUAUUGUCACACCUGGAAGCUUGGUGAAUAAUUGGAGGAAGGAGUUUCAAAAAUGGCUGGGAAGUGAAAGGAUCAAGAUAUUUACUGUUGAUCAGGACCACAAAGUAGAAGAAUUCAUCAAAUCUCCAUUAUAUUCUGUUCUUAUCAUCAGUUAUGAAAUGUUACUUCGUUCCCUGGAUCAAAUUAAGAAUAUUAAAUUUGAUCUUCUAAUCUGUGAUGAAGGGCAUCGUUUGAAGAACAGUGCCGUUAAAACAACUACAGCCCUCAUUAGCCUCUCUUGUGAGAAAAGAAUAAUUCUAACUGGUACUCCAGUUCAAAAUGACCUGCAGGAAUUUUUUGCAUUAAUUGAUUUUGUAAAUCCAGGCAUAUUAGGUUCUUUGUCAUCCUAUAGAAAAAUAUAUGAAGAACCCAUCAUUAUAUCGAGAGAACCUUCUGCUUCUGAGGAAGAAAGGAUUUUAGGAGCAAGAAGAGCAGCUGAACUUACUCGCCUCACUGGACUCUUUAUUCUUAGAAGGACCCAGGAAGUCAUAAAUAAAUAUCUCCCACCUAAAAUAGAAAAUGUUGUCUUUUGCCAGCCAGGAGCACUACAGAUUGAACUUUAUCGAAAGCUGUUGACUUCUAAGGCUGUCAGGUUCUGUCUUCAAGGGUUUUUGGAAAAUAGUCCUCAUCUAAUAUGUAUAGGAGCUCUUAAAAAACUGUGCAGUCAUCCUUGCCUUUUGUUCAAUUCUAUAAGGGAAAAAGAAUGUAGCGCAACUUGUGAUGAAAAUGAAGAAAGGAGUCUAUAUGAAGGCUUGAUAAAUGUGUUCCCUGCUGAUUAUAAUCCUCUCAUGUUCACUGAGAAGGAGUCAGGAAAACUACAGGUGUUGUCAAAGCUCUUAGCAGUUAUCCAUGAACUUCGUCCUUCUGAAAAGGUGGUGUUGGUAUCUAACUACACAAAAACCUUGGAUAUUUUACAAGAAGUAUGCAAGCGCCAUGGAUAUGCUCAUACAAGGCUUGAUGGACAAACACCCAUCUCUCAAAGGCAGCAAAUUGUUGAUGGCUUCAAUAGUAAAUACUCUUCGGAUUUUAUUUUUUUGUUAAGUUCAAAGGCUGGUGGUGUGGGACUUAACCUUAUUGGAGGAUCUCACUUAAUUCUCUAUGACAUUGAUUGGAAUCCAGCCACUGAUAUCCAGGCAAUGUCUAGAGUAUGGAGAGAUGGACAGAAGCAUCCUGUACAUAUUUACAGACUUUUAACCACAGGUACAAUAGAAGAAAAGAUCUAUCAGAGACAAAUCAGUAAGCAAGGUCUUUCUGGGGCAGUUAUGGACCUGACCAAGACAUCUGAACAUAUUCAGUUUUCAGUAGAGGAACUUAAAAAUUUAUUCACUUUACAUGAAAGUUCACAUUGUGCUACUCAUGACCUGCUUGACUGUGAUUGUACAGGAGAAAAAGAUUAUACAGGUUAGUUGUAUUUUAUUUCUGCUACUAUGGUGAAGUUAGCAUGUGUCUUUUUAGCAGCGGAAAAUAUUUGAAUACAGAAUAAUAGAAAAAUACUU
Messenger RNA from Trichechus manatus latirostris (Florida manatee), 2789 nucleotides. It is a transcript of the gene RAD54B, whose product is annotated as RAD54 homolog B. Bases 192 to 2699 code for a protein of 835 amino acids. The record is from RefSeq and is a predicted model, not a curated record. Gene Ontology annotation, biological process: double-strand break repair via homologous recombination; reciprocal meiotic recombination. Gene Ontology annotation, cellular component: nucleus. NCBI's taxonomy places the organism in Eukaryota, Metazoa, Chordata, Mammalia, Sirenia, Trichechidae. The transcript has 14 exons. Gene Ontology annotation, molecular function: DNA translocase activity; ATP binding; ATP-dependent chromatin remodeler activity.